AUGACUUCUGCGCUGCCCUCUGGCAAGUUAUCUCCCUUAAUAGCCAAAAUGGCAGCGAUAAGUGAAGAGUUGGCUGCAUGGAUUAGUAGAGGAAAACGUGCUACUGCCACCCAUUUAAGAUCUGUACCCCGUGGAAAUAAGUUACUCGAUGAACUAUUACAAAAUGUAUUCGAUCCUAUAAAAAAUAUUGAUGAUUAUGACAAGUUGGAAUGGUAUCGAGCACUCAUUGCUGGAGGCAGAACGUAUGACGAAUUCGAUAACUUAGUUCGUCAAUAUGAUAAUGCAACAACCUGUGGAUUGGUAUGGACAGCAAACUUUGUUGCUUACAGAUGCAGGACAUGUGGUAUUACACCUUGCAUGUCUUUGUGUUCUAAGUGUUUUCAAGAAGGUAACCAUGAAGGUCAUGAUUACAACAUGUUCCGAAGUAAAGCUGGAGGUGCCUGUGAUUGUGGCGAUUCCAAUGUCCUUGACCCAAGUGGGUUCUGUGCCCGACAUGGUCCAGGACGCAGUCAUUACCAGCAGGUACCACCUCAAGAAUUGAUAUUCCUCCCAGAGUUAAUCAUGCCCAAACUCUUUAUACGGCUACUCUAUCACUUACGAGAAUAUGCUAAAUCAGAUGUGGCAGAUGUAAAUUUACAGAUUAUGCAAGAAGCAGAUCAGUACUUGAGUUUCUUACACAGCCUUUGUGAUAUGGGAGCUGUCAUGAUGAAGGUCAUGGGACAAGCUCUAACCAACCCAGCUGUCUAUGAAACAUUCAUUCAAACUGAAGGCCAGUAUCAUACAAAGAGUGAAGUGAACUAUUUACAAACUCUUAAAGAUAUGGUUGCUCCAGGCACCUUUCUACAAUUUACAAAUGUUAAAGGUCUGGGUCAUAAAUUGGUGCACACAACCCUUUUGGACGAGUUGGUCUUUUGGAUGGUCAAAUUUGAGUUACCUCAAAAAAUGGUCACUUUGUUGCUGAGUCUGUUGCCUGAUGAAAACUACAAGCAAGCCUUUACAAAAGCGUUUGUAUUACACUACAGUCGUGUCUCCUUAGUCCUUGUUAGAUCAAAAGACCAUUAUGCUGUGGGUCACCGUGUUGUGCACAUCAGUGUCCAGUUGUUUAGUAAUGAAUCCUUGGCUCGUAAAAUGUGCAAAGAGUACAAUCUACAGUAUAUUCUGGUACUCAGCUUACGCCACAUGGUAGAGACUAUUCUCACAGAAAGCACCUUGCAGAAUCAUGUAAAUUAUCAUCAUGUGGUUGACUGUGGCUAUAAAGCCAUGAAGGAUCAUUGCUACUGGCCAAUUGUGAGUGACCUUAUUAAUCUGCUUUCACAUCGCAGUGUUGCCCUGAAGUUUAUGGACAGUACAGAACUCAUCAAAAUAUGGCUCAAUCUGUUACUCUAUUUUCAAGGUUGCAACCUCAACCAAAGGGAACUAACUCAGCACGUAGAAUUUGAACCCGAUACUUAUUAUGCUGCUUUCUCUGCUGAACUAGAAAUGUCUGCUUCUCCAAUGUCUUAUCUGAUCUCUCACUGCAAAGAUAAAGACACUGCAGAGUAUAGCAGAGUGAUGAUUCAUGCUUGCUUGGAGACUCUGCAAGACUGGUUUGAUUCAAUCAAUUUCCUCCCAAAGUCGAAGCCCAAUUCUCUGCAACUUGCUUUCCAUCUGCCACUCCAUCGUUAUCUGGCAACUUUCAUUGCUCAUGCUGUCCAACACCAAAAUGUCUCUCUGGAUGAGCUGCUCCCUCCCACAGAUAUGCUUAAAUGUCUGCUCAUGUUUCCUCUGCGAAUACAGGUUGGCAUGGCUGAAAUUGCAGCAAACAUGUGGCUACGAAAUGGCUUGCAGAUCAGAGGUCAAGCUAUGACCUAUGUGCAGUGCCAUUUUUGUUAUUCUAUGCUUGAUGCUGACCUUUUCUUGAUGCAGGUUUGUGCUGCCAAACUGGAUCCUGAUGAUUUUGUUCAAACUGUCAUUGACAGUUUCCAUUUAUCAAAUUGGUUGUCAUUUUCUCCACAACCAAUUGUGGUGGGUGUGACUUUGGAAGCUGAACAAGAAAUGACAAUGGUAGAGAAUGCGCUGUUCUUUUUAGCUAUGCUGCAGUCAGUGCGUACCUAUCUGGGUCUUACAGAAAAAGAACUUGUUCAUGUAGAGAUGGUCGCCCUUCUGUGUGUUAAUGAUCGGACACACAGCCAAUUGAUGGAUCUUAUGCCAGAGAAAUCAGGACUUGCCAUCCAUGGUCGAGCUUACUUUGAACAAACUUUAAAAAUGGUUGCAGAUUACAAAGCCCCUGUUUUAGAGUCUGGUGGUGGCUUACAGCAAGGGACAUAUGUACCAAAAAAUAUCCUCUGGGAAAAAGAGUUUGAUCCAAUUCAAGUCUCCACACGGUCCGUUUACAAGAAAGACGUUCAAUCAAGCAUGGAUCGGUAUCAAGCUUAUUUGAAACACAGUGGAAAAUAUUCUGGGAAGUCUCCUCCAUGGCCACCUUUGAAAAUUCCUGGGAAAAUUCUGCCUGCAUAUGAUGGACUUCGACAGAUACUGCAUUGCCGUACUCUACAUGGCUUUCUGUUUUCUGUCCUCUACAGAGCAGUCAAGGAUUCCACUGUUUCUGAAAGUGUUACAUACUUUUGUGUCUUCCUCUUGGAACUUGGCACCAGGUUUCAACCUACUGAAGUACAUGAAUACCAUUGUGAGAAGUGUGUUCAUGAUGGUGAUUAUAGAAACUGGUUUCCUAGCAACUGCCUUGUGGUGAAUGCCCAGCACAGGAUUCAUGAAAUUAUUCUGGAUGAAACAAGUGAUGCUGAAGAUGAGGAACUCCAUCAAACAGCUUCGUCUCUGUUUGCUGGCCAGAGCUUAACUGAACAAUACUUUGUUGCUUCAAGAAUAGCUGCUCCUCUAAAGAAAAGUUUGAGUUCUAAAUUGAAAUUGUCUGGUUCCGAAUCAAAUGGUGAUGGCGAUUCCAAUGCUGAAAGUUCCAAUGUGAAGUGUAGUUCUGGAGCGGAUAUUCCCACCAAAUGCCAGUCUACAAUUGUUGUCAAAGAAAGCAUCAUUUCAUUACUCAUGAAACUCCACUCAAAACUGUCUGGCAAGAAAGAAUCUUCAUAUAUCCCUCUAUCAAUGCGUAAAAGCAGUGAGAGACUGCCUGAUGAUGAAGAGCCAGAACGUAUUGGAGAUGGACCCUAUUAUAUUGGGUUACUGCUGGAUAGGCUCACUGCUCAGGAUCCGAUGUGUGUCCGUGAGAUGGAGAGGGCUGUCCAUGAAAUGAAUCCAAAAAUCAAAGAAAAAGUACGAUCUGAAGAAAAAGGAACAAUAACAUCUGAAGACUUGGAUAAGGAAGAAAGGAGAAAGAAAGCUCGAGAACGUCGUCAAAAAUUGAUGGAAGAGUUUGCCUCUAAACAAAAGGCAUUUAUGGAGCAGGCCAUGGACAUGGAUGAAAUGACAGAAGAACCCAGUGAAAGUUGUAAGCAAUCAUCAUCUGAAGAAGAAUAUCAUUGUUCAAUUUGUGGUCGGAGUGUGCCAAGUACACCAGAGAGGCCAAUGGGCCUAGUUGUGCUACUCUUGGCUACAUCUGUUCUUGGUCAUUGCCCCAAAGAAGAUCAACAACAACCUUUGCCUAUUAGUAAUCAAAAAACACGUACACCUCCACAGACUUGUGCAUCAGUUAAAAAGAAGCAACUGGAACUUCUUGUGGAAUCCUACACUGAGCUCUCUGUGACCCACUCUGUAAAUAUUGGUUGGGAAGGUGGUGUCUUGGUCCAGUCAUGUGGUCACUACCUUCACAUGGACUGCCACAAACAGUAUAUAGAGUCACUGAAGGGUCCAUACUUUCAACAAACUCUUGCUGUAAAUAACGGUGAAUACUGGUGUCCUUUGUGCCGGCAGUUAGCCAAUGCUGUUAUUCCAAUGAUUCCUGAUUCCAAGAAAAUACCGUUGACUCUGCAACCCGAUGUCAGUGAUCUACAGAAAAUGGCACAGGAUGUGGAGAGGAUGAUGCGACAGCAGUCAGAAUCAACUGUAUCUUCAUUGUUCCAGUCCAGCAUCUUGGAUGACCUUACCAAAGCCACAUACUCCAUAUACAAAAGAUGCUGUGAACAGUACAAGACCCAGGAUAGCAUUCGACUCUUUCUUGCUUCUAUUGCCAGGACAAAUCUUGAGAUGGAACUGCUUCAUUAUGAAAAUAAACUUAUGAACAAUGAACCACUUGCAUGCAAACCCAAAUUUUUCAGGCCCCUAUUUCAUGUAUUAAGUCAUUAUGCAAAAUCUCUAACUACGGUUCCUUAUACUGAUCUGUGGGCAGCCAUCACUGGAGUUAACCAUUCUGCAACCAAUGAAGUUACAAUUAAUUUUCAGCCAAACACUUUGGGGCAAGUGCCUAUUCUCCUGCGAGAUCCAAUUGCUCUUCUGAUUGAUUUUCUUCUUCAACUACCAAUGACUAUGAGCAAAGAUCAUUUCUCUUACCUGGUGAAUACUCUUUACAACAUUGCCUACAUCCAGGCAUUGCUGGUGACAAGCUGCAGUUUUAUGCCUGAUGAACGAGCUGCUUGGUGCAAGAAACAAAUGAGUAAUUCCUUGCAAGACCUUGGUGGCAUGAUGAGUCAUGUGAUCACUCGGCUUCGACUGAGUCAUUUGUAUGAUGAUAAAGACAUCUCCUUAGGUUGUAUUUCUCAGUGGGUGUGGAGUCCUGACACAGUUGAAACUAUGGUAGAGGAUUUCUUGCUACCCUUUUUGCAAAUAGCAGCUUUGCUUCAGCGACAUCUCUUUAAUGAGGAACUCCCUUCUGGCAAAUGUUCUUCGGAAUUUACUUACCUUUGUACCUACCUCCGGCUUGGCUCCUUCCUUGGUUCCAUUCGUCCUGGUUCUCCCUGGGGUGCAGCUGCAUCAUCUGCCUCUGUUGAACAAUCUUCCAAAGCUGACAGUUUUGUGAGAUUCUCAGUUCCAGAAAUACUGCCACUCACAAGGUCUUGGCUCAACGAACUUGCUAUAGCCAUCGAUUCAAACCGAGCUUUUAAGAACCAGUACCUCCUUCCAUUCAGUUAUGUUUAUUACCAACCACAUCUGCUGACUCUUCCCAGCCAGUAUUACAAAAUAUUCCAGGAGUAUCGGGACAGGGUGUGUAUUGUGUGCAGUACCACCCCUAAGGAUCCAGCCAUCUGCCUUGUGUGUGCCCACUUUCUCUGCUUCAGGGAGUCCUGUUGCCAGCAAGACUCGGUUUAUGAAUGUGUUCAGCAUUCAAUAUCUUGUGGGGCAGGAACUGGCGUGUUUCUGCUUGUUAACUCCAGCACUGUUGUUGUCAUCCGAGGACUCAGGGCAGCAUUGUGGGGCUCCGUUUAUCUGGAUAAGCAUGGUGAGGAAGAUGCAGAGUUAAGGCGAGGAAAGCCACUGUAUUUGAGAGAAGAGAAAGAUUAUCUUACUUUCUCCUCUCUCUCAUUUCUCUGCCUCCUCCUGCUACUCUCUGUUAAAGCAAUAUUUGACACUUGCAUUUGA
Molecule: messenger RNA, 5460 nt
Organism: Acanthosepion pharaonis
Lineage: Eukaryota; Metazoa; Mollusca; Cephalopoda; Sepiida; Sepiidae
Source: the annotation of a GenBank genome assembly